CGGGAGCCGUCGGCCACUUCCGGUUACAUGACGACGACGGCGUUGGUACAAAAAGAGAGAAGGAAAACAGGAAAAUACAUUUCUUGGCGAGAACAGUGGAAACUUAAUAUACAUAGCCGGAUCUGUGUUAACGGGUUGCGUAUCUGACGUUAGUGCUGAUGCAAGUUUGUGUGAUCGGAUAACGUAUGAGCAGUGAAAGAUCACAGAUAUUUGGAGUUUAUUGUUCUUCGCCUGCUCCCUCCAGCUAAGCUAUUUCUGUUGCUCUGCGCUCCCUGACCGAGCUAGCUAACGUUAGCUAGCGCUGGAUGCCAACACUGUGUUUUUGUAGUUUUCAGUUUACAAGCAGAUUGAAAAGUAAUAGCGCCGUUAAUCCGUUCAGUCUGCAGCAGGGCACUGCUAUACCCUCCUAGCUCUGUGACACUAGUUGGGCCAGAAUGGCAACGUCGGCUCUGUACGCCUGUACGAAGUGUAACCAGCGGUAUCCUUUCGAGGAGCUGUCGCAGGGCCAGCAGCUGUGCAAGGAGUGUCGCAUCGCACACCCAAUAGUGAAGUGCACAUACUGCAGAUCUGAGUUUCAGCAGGAAAGUAAAACUAAUACAAUCUGCAAGAAAUGUGCCCAGAAUGUCAAACAGUUCGGAACGCCCAAACCCUGUCAGUACUGUAACAUCAUAGCAGCUUUUAUUGGAACAAAGUGUCAGCGUUGCACUAACUCAGAAAAGAAAUAUGGACCUCCACAGACAUGCGAACAAUGCAAACAGCAAUGCGCCUUUGACCGCAAGGAAGAAGGCAGGAGAAAGGUGGAUGGGAAACUGCUAUGUUGGCUCUGUACUUUGUCUUACCGCCGGGUCCUGCAGAAGACCAAGGAGCAGAGGAAAGGCUUUGGCUCGUCCAACUCCUCGUCCCUGAACGAGAAAGACCAUCACUCCAGAUCGCACCAUCAUCACCACCACCACCAACACAGACACAGCAGUUCACACCACAAACUAAGUGGGAGCUUGAGUCCUGAGCAGGAGCAGGGAUUGUGGAAGCCGAGCCAUAAAUCAUCUUCUAUUCAGAAGGAGACUCCAAAGAAAAAACCAAAACUGGAGAUGAAGCCAUCCAAUGGGGACAGUAGUUCCAUCACCCAGUCUAUGGACUCUGGAGGAACAGACAACUUCAUUCUCAUCAGCCAACUAAAAGAGGAGGUGAUGUCACUAAAGAGACUUUUGCAACAGAGGGAUCAGACCAUCUUAGAGAAGGACAGGAAGCUUACAGAGCUCAAAGCAGACUUUCAGUACCAGGAAUCCAACAUGAGAGUUAAGAUGAAUCAAAUGGAGAAGUCCCACAAAGAGGCUAUGGAGCAACAGCAGGCCAAGAACAGGGAGUUGAUGAAACAAGUGGCUGCCCUCUCAAAAGGAAAAAAGUUUGACCGAACAGGAAGUUCAAUGCUGCUGCCCUAACAAUAAGCCAGCCAACGGGUAACAACACAGAGCGGCUUCAUUGUUGCAACACUGUGAAGGUCUCCUCCCUGUGUUUCCUCAUUGCCAUCAGCAUCAGUUACUUCUUGAUUGGUAAAGCCGGAGACCAUGUCAGACAUGGAAAUGCAUUGCUGAAUCAAAGAAACUUUGUUUUCUCUAAAUGUCAACACAUUUUAGAUAUUUUAUGGCAACUUUUCCACUGGAUCAUAGGACGUGACUCUGGAUGGAGUGGAGGAUGAAGCCCUCGUUUUUAACACUGCCGGGCCAAAAAAGCAUGGUGUGCAUAUGUGGAUAGCAUUCUGUCGACUCAGUGUAUCCACUUAAUUCUUAUGGAUGUCAUGCGAUUUAUUUAUUCAACUGUAUUUCUUAGCUUUCAUAUUUCCUCACAACAUACUAGGAGAAUAUCCCGUAUUUUGGGAUUUUCUUCGAUAGCAUUUAGUUCUAUUUUUCUAAACGGAUGCGAUUGCGGAAGACAAGUUCUCCUUACUGGAGACACAGCGCAACUUUACAAUAUAUGCAAACGUGGGACAGGUGACCACCGAGCUGCUGCUCAACUCUCUCUCUAUCUCUCUCUAUCUCUCUGUUACAAAUUGCAAAAUGACCAAUGAACACUUGAAAAGUAUGUCUGAGACCCACUGUGUCUCACUGUGUGACAGCUGCAGUGCUUCGCUGGUUCUCUCAAGUGUAAUGACGCAUGGUUUUACUGCUGGAUACUGGUUGACAUUGUGGUCAGACUCUUCCCCCUCCCACCUUUUAAUUAGUUUUUUUUAAAAAUCACUUGUAAAUGUAUUACUAGGGUCCGCCAUUGUAUUUAAAAUAUUGCUUGUAUCUGUUUUAGUGAGUACAGUAUGUGUAUGGUAAGGCCAGUUGAAAUUAACAUGUCAGUAGAAGAUGCUUUUUAAAAAAACACAACUUUCACCUUGCAUUAUUGGGCUGGUUUCAUACUGUGGCGUCCAGGAUCACUUUUGUACUUUUUUCCAAGUGUUUUAAAACAAUUAAAACUGGCUAAACUGUUA
This is a messenger RNA of Betta splendens (Siamese fighting fish), 2473 nucleotides long. RefSeq names its product family with sequence similarity 76 member B (gene fam76b). The transcript has 10 exons. The record is from RefSeq and is a predicted model, not a curated record. Bases 435 to 1439 code for a protein of 334 amino acids. Lineage: Eukaryota; Metazoa; Chordata; Actinopteri; Anabantiformes; Osphronemidae.